AUGUCCCUCUCCUCCCGCGCCUCCAAACUCACCACCCCCGACCCCUCCUUCUCCAUCCUCACAAACCCAUACCACCCAACCCUCAAUCCCUCGGGGCACAUCAACCUCGCCGUCGCCGAAAACACCCUCAUGCACGCCUCCCUGCAAUCCCACCUCCACUCCCACCUGCACGUCCCAACCUCCGCCUUCACCUACGGCGACUUCUUCAAGCGCAGCCGCUCCGCCAUUGCAACCUUUCUCACCAAGCAUCUUCACGCCGUGUCCCCCAUCAAGCCGGAACACGUCGCUGUUGUGAGCGGAUGCACAGCUGCGGUGGAACACAUCUCAUGGGCGUUGGCCGAUCCGGGGGACUUGAUCUUGCUUGGGAGACCGUACUAUGGGGCUUUUCCAUGGGAUGCGACGAUUAGGACGGGGGCGAAGCUGGCGUAUGUCGAUUUCGGCGACGAGGAUCCUCUGGGAGAUACUUGCGUCAAGAAAUACGAGGACAGAAUCCUUGAAGCAAAGGCCAACGGAGAAAAUGUCACGGCCUUGCUGCUCUGUCACCCGCAUAACCCUUUGGGAAGAUGUUACCCCCUCCACGUCCUCAUCGACCUGCUCAAGCUAUGCAACAAGCACAAGCUCCAUCUCAUCAGCGACGAGAUCUACGCCCUGUCCGUCUUUGAAAACACAGUCGACGCGGAACCUCCUCUUUGCCACCCUCCUGCGCCCUUCCACUCUGUGCUGUCCAUCGAUCUCACGGGACUGAUUGAUCCCGCAUAUGUCCACGUCAUAUGGGGCAUGUCCAAGGAUUUCGGCGCAAACGGCCUCCGUCUGGGAGCCAUCAUAUCGCAGCACAACAUCGACUUGAUGACGGCCCUGUUUCCCCUCGUGCUGCUCACAUCAGUAUCCUCCCUGACAGAGCACGUCCUCGCAAACAUUCUCGAAGACGACGCCUGGGUCGAGACUUACAUCAAGGAGAACCAGCGCAAACUAUCCACAUACUACAAACACAUCACCACCUGGGCCAAGACCAACGACAUCGUCUACGCUCCCGGUGUCAACGCGGGCUUCUUCAUCUGGGCAGAUCUCGGACGGACAUUUCGCAAGCACCGAAAGGAUGAGCCGGAGGACCUCGACCAGGCUGUUAUGGAUGCUUUGCUGAGACACAAGGUCUUUCUUGCUUCGGGGGCGAGGUUCGGGUCCGAGAAGCCGGGGUGGUUCCGGAUCGUGUUUUCGCAUGAGAGGGAGUAUUUGGAUGAGGGACUGAGGAGGAUUGUUGCGGCGGUGACGACGCCUGAGCCGUUGGAGGAGGCGAGGAUAGAUCUGAGGCGUGGCUCAAUAACGGCUGAGGACUUGUAG
Molecule: messenger RNA, 1338 nt
Organism: Trichoderma reesei QM6a
Lineage: Eukaryota; Fungi; Ascomycota; Sordariomycetes; Hypocreales; Hypocreaceae
Exons: 1
Coding region: 1-1338 (445 amino acids)
Biological process (GO): biosynthetic process; amino acid metabolic process
Molecular function (GO): transaminase activity; pyridoxal phosphate binding
Source: RefSeq, a predicted model, not a curated record